Suillus clintonianus is the source of this 537-nucleotide messenger RNA. RefSeq lists its product as uncharacterized. The annotation marks the transcript as partial. The transcript has a single exon. The record is from RefSeq and is a predicted model, not a curated record. Gene Ontology annotation, molecular function: protein binding. NCBI's taxonomy places the organism in Eukaryota, Fungi, Basidiomycota, Agaricomycetes, Boletales, Suillaceae.
GAGCCAUUGGGCGCCACUCUCCAAGGCCACACUGACUCCGUUAACACUGUUGCAAUCUCAUCAGAUGGCAAUCACUUUGUGUCCGGUUCAAGUGACAGGACGAUCCAGGUAUGGGAUAUGGCAACUGGCGAGGCAGUGGGUGCCCCUUUCCGAGGGCACACUGACUUCGUUAAUUCUGUCGCAAUCUCGCCUGAUGGUAAACACAUUGUGUCUGGGUCAUACAACAAAACCAUCCGGGUAUGGGAUAUAGAAUUUCUCAACCGGAACCACCCUUCUGCGCCUGCAAUAUGUUUUUCACCUAACCCAACCCACGCUCUUCAUUCUGCCUCCUCCUUUCUCCAAGACUCUUCCACCUCAGCCUCUGUCGCUGCAAAUGAGGAGGGAUGGGUUGUUGGUCCCGAAGGGCGGCUUCUUCUCUGGAUCCCACACAUUUUCCAUCCGGUAAUGUAUGCCCCAGGCAACACACUCGUGAUACCCAAUCACGCCUCGCAGUUCGAUUUGAGUUGUCUUGCACAUGGCACGUCGUGGCACGAGUGU